AUGGACGGACGGCGCCUGUGGGUCAUCAUGGCGCACGAGAAGUCGAAGUGUUCCGUACGGAUGCCAGAGCCGAAGGCGAUGAGGUGGUUCUCCGAGCGUCGGGAUCACAUCGCUGCGCCGUGGCUCUACGUUGCUGGCGAGUUGUACAGAAAGAUUGAAGCAGAUCAGCUCACGAACUGCGACUACACCAAGUUUGACCCGGCCAAGAGAUUGCGGCUGGAUUGGGCGCAGUACAAGGGCAUCGUGCUUCGGGACAUGCUGCAUCACGGCAUGGAACUGUACGAAGAAAUUCGGGAAGCCAGAGCCAUGAAGAAGGCACGUUUGGAAGCGAAGGUUGUUGUCGGUGAGCCGCUCCGGAUCAGAGACCCCUGGCAGUGA
Molecule: messenger RNA, 378 nt
Organism: Symbiodinium sp. CCMP2456
Lineage: Eukaryota; Dinophyceae; Suessiales; Symbiodiniaceae
Source: the annotation of a GenBank genome assembly